Didymodactylos carnosus is the source of this 792-nucleotide messenger RNA. Lineage: Eukaryota; Metazoa; Rotifera; Eurotatoria; Philodinida; Philodinidae. The record is from the annotation of a GenBank genome assembly.
AUGGCAACAGCCGACGGCUACGAAGGAAAAGGAUUGAUUAUAUGGACUAUACGUUCGACAAUUGAACGAUGUAAACAGAAGGGUUAUGAAAUAGCUGUAUGUGAAACUAGUUCACCUAUUACGCGACACAUUAUGUUGAAUAAAAUUCAAGGUACACAAAUCGCAUGUGAAACGGAUAUUGUGAAAAUUCAUUUACACAUUUAUUCUUCUUACCCGCUGUUACGAAUUCAAAUCGUGGUAUUAAUGGCUAAGUUAGAGUCUACCACAGCCGUCAGGAGACAUUUACAACGGGAAAACGUGUCUGCUAUUCCUUCAGAGAACACUAUGAGAAGUCUUUAUGCAAAAUUUCUUGAAACCGGUUCGGUGCAUGGUCGGUCAGGAAGGCCACCAUCAGCAACCACAGAGAAACAAGAUCAAAUCGCUGAAGUUUUGACAAACAAGCCGAUGAACAGUAUUCGUGCCGUUUCCCAAGAAAUGAAUAUGUCGAAAUCAGUUGUUCAUCGUAAAAUGCGUCAGAUAUUGGGAUACAAGCCGUACAAGAUACAUUUAACACAACAAAUCUACGACGAAGAUAAAGAUUUACGUGUCGAAAUGGUUGAAAUUCUCUUGCCCAAAUUUUCUAACAAGAUGGCGUCCCGGUACAUUUCUCAAAGGCAGUUCGUUCGUGGCUCAACAACAAGUUCCCUAGUCGAUGUAUUGGAAGAGGUGGACCCAUUUCGUGGGCUCCGAGAUCACCAGACCUCACCCCGUUGGAUUUCUUUUUAUGGGUCAUGUCAAAACGGACAUUUAUAA